Molecule: messenger RNA, 1176 nt
Organism: Daldinia childiae
Lineage: Eukaryota; Fungi; Ascomycota; Sordariomycetes; Xylariales; Hypoxylaceae
Product: putative rta1 domain protein
Exons: 2
Coding region: 1-1176 (391 amino acids)
Biological process (GO): regulation of transcription by RNA polymerase II
Molecular function (GO): DNA-binding transcription activator activity, RNA polymerase II-specific; zinc ion binding
Source: RefSeq, a predicted model, not a curated record
AUGCCUCGUCGCUCUCAUCAAAAAUCUCGUGCAGGCUGUCUCGAGUGUAAACGCCGACAUAUUAAGUGCGAUGAAAACCGGCCGGCAUGCGGUAACUGCACAAUUAGUUCAAGACAAUGCUCGUUUUUAUCUUCGCAACCGAUUCUUCCCGGCAUCCGACGUCCGGCAAAGUCUACAAGCCCGGGCCUCCUCCGAUCUUCGUCGAAUGCAUCGACACCCUCUCAAUCGUCUUCUCCUAUUAGUUUGAACUGUGAACCGUCGAUUAUCCAAGAUGUUAACAUGACGCACAUGGAACUCUUUCACCACUGUAUUAACAGCAAUUUCGACUUGCCGCCUUCGUCCGAGGAUCCUAACAAGAUAGCAUCUCCAGAGAUGAUUGUUGAAGCCGCCAUAUCUUCUCCUUUUCUAAUGAAUGAGGUGUUGGCUUUCGCCGCACUUCAUCUAGCUCAUCUCAACCCUACAAAGGCCCAGUUCUACAAACACCAUGCGGUCGGGUUGCAAACUCACGCGCUUAGCAUAUUCAACCGUGAGAUGAUGGGUGUUACUAGUGAAAACUGCCUGGAGGUGUUAGUUUUCACUUGGUUUAUGACCUUGCAUACGCUAUGCGAUACAACAGACUCGACAGACCCGCAUAUAUUUUUAGACCAGUUCAUUCACUAUCUGCAGAUGCAACGGGGAGUACGCGCCGUCACUGCAGAAGCAUGGCAUCUAAUGCUCGAGUCGAAGAUGGGUUUCGUGUUGCGGGAGGCCACUAGGAUUUUUGAGGAGGCGGGCCCGGGGUCUCAUACUACUGAGUUGGAAAACUGGAUCCAGCACUCGCCGGCAUUGGACGACAACGAGAAGACUGUCUGCAAAGACGCCCUAGAUAGGAUCCAAUGGUUUCUGAGCAGAGCUGACGAUGCGAAGAAAACCGGUACCUCUCUAGGAACGCCAUUCUUAUCACUAAUCUCGUGGCCGGUAAUAAUCGAAGCCGAUUUCCUCCGACUCAUAUCGGAGAGGAAGCCAGAGGCUCUACUCGUCCUUGCAUAUUAUGCCAUACCGUUGCACUUAUGUCGAGACGUAUGGAUUAUAAGAAAUGCUGGUCAGCUGCUGGUUCAGAGCAUUCGGUUGCACCUAGACCAAGAGUGGCACAGAUGGUUAGACUGGCCGGGGGCUAUGAUGAAUAUGUUGUCAUAA